AUGGCUGAUAAUAGAACAUUAAGGCAGUUAGCUGCACCUGAUGUGAAUUACAACGGUUUGUGUAUUGAUUAUGCUGCUGAUGCUGUUCCUUUUGAGUUAAAAUCAGGUUUAAUCCAUUUGUUGCCCAAGUUUAGUGGUCUUGCAGGUGAAGAUCCUCACAAACAUCUGAAAGAAUUUCAAGUGGUGUGUUCUACGCCACUGAAGCCUGAAGGGAUCACUGAAGAUCAUAUCAAACUUCGAGCUUUUCCUUUUUCAUUGCAGGGUGCAGCAAAGGAUUGGAUAUAUUCCCUCGAGCCAAAUUCAAUUGCAAACUGGAAUGCUCUGAAAAAAGUGUUCCUUGAGAGAUACUUUCCUGCCUCCAGAGCUGCCUCGAUAAGAAAAGAGAUAUGUGGUAUUAGACAGGGUAAUGAGUCUUUGACCGAAUAUUGGGAGAGGUUUAAACAGUUGGUAUCCAGCUGCCCUCAGCACCAGAUCACCGAGCAGCUACUCAUCCAGUACUUUUAUGAGGGGUUGUUACCGAUGGAUAGGAACAUUCUUGAUGCUGCUAGUGGUGGAGCACUUGUCGAUAAAACUCCGGCUGCUGCCAAGGCUCUAAUUGAGAAUAUGUCACUAAAUUCCCAACAGUUCACAACAAGAAAUAAUUCUGUCCAAAUAAAGGGUGUGAACGAAAUUCACGUAUCCUCUCAUGUUUCUCACUCCGACAAAGCCUUCGAAAAUAAAAUGAAUGAGCUGAAGGAUUUAGUGCAGCAGAUGAUAGUCGUAGGUAAGGCUCAAGCAACCCAACAACUUCAAACACCACCAAGGUUAUGUGGCAUUUGUACCUCUUCUGAUCAUCCUACUGAUACAUGUCCUAUUUUGCAAGAUGAUAAGCCUACUGAAUUACCUCCAGCUUAUGCUGCAGCCCUUUACAACCAAAGUAACAACCAGAACCGGUACAACAUUCCCGACCUGUCCACUAAUAAGUACCACCCGAGUUGGAGGAACCAUCCAAACCUCCGAUAUGGAAACUCACAAACGAGCCAACAACCUAACCCACCUCAAGCGGCUGCCCCUACACCUUCCGGACCUUCUUUAGAGGAACUUGUUAAACAAAUGGCCGUCAAUAACCUUCAAUCCGGAAAAGUUACAGAAUCAGCCCCUGAAAAAAAUAAAAAAAUCAUUGAGGUAACUUCUGAACUUCCUACUUCUGAACUGUCUGCUGAACCUCCUUCUCCUUCUUCUGUUGUGGUCGAAACUGAAAAAAUUAAAGAAAAAGAGCACGUACCACCAGUCCCCUUCCCACAUAGAGUUCUGAAAAAUAAGAGAAUUGAGGAGGGAGACAAAGAAAGAGAGAUAUUAGAUGUUUUCCGAAAAGUUGCGGUAAACAUCCCGUUACUUGAUGUGAUUAAGCAGGUUCCUAAGUAUGCUAAGUUUCUGAAGGAUUUGUGCACCAACAAGAGGAGGAUGAAGGGAAGUGAGAGAGUCAAUUUGGGAAGGAAUAUUUCUUCCUUUAUUCAGCCCCGACCUUCAUCUGAAAAAUUUACGGGCGAAGGGAAUGUUUCAGCCCUCACUCUUCCGGUCUUGCCACAAAAGUGCAAGGACCGGGGAACUUUUGCUAUCCCUUGUACCAUCGGAAAUAGUAAAUUCGAUGACUGCAUGCUUGAUUUAGGAGCAAGCAUUAAUGUUAUGCCUACUUCUGUUUAUAAUAACCUUUGUCUUGGUCCUUUGCAACCUACAGGCUUAAUCAUUCAGUUGGCGAACAGGAGUAACACCCGCCCUGCCGGCAUAAUCGAAGAUGUCCUUGUUCAAGUUAACGAUUUAAUUUUUCCUGCAGAUUUUUACAUUCUUGACAUGGAGGGAGAAACAAGGUCCAGCAAAGCUCCAAUCAUUUUAGGAAGACCAUUCAUGAAAACGGCAAAAACUAAAAUUGAUGUUGAUGAUGGAAGCAUGUCCAUGGAGUUUGGCGACAUUAUCGCAAAAUUUAACAUUUUUGAUGCCAUGAAACAUCCUUUGGAGGAACACUCUGUUUUUCGCAUUGAGUUGAUUUCUGAAUUAGUUGAUGACACUUUUUCUGAUUUAUUUUCUCUUGAUUUUUCAUCUGGUUUUGAUGAUGUUUAUUCAUGUUCUGAUUGUACUGACAUUAACCUUUGUGUUGUGUGUGCUGAGAUUGAUGCUGCCCUGCAGGCUGACGUAUUUCCUACAGGUGAAGCUGUCGCCGAUGAAUCUGUUUUUGUAGCUGAUGCUCUUGAUGUUCCUGCUGCCCCAAGCGCCCCAUCCAUCGAGCAGCCCCCGUCCUUAGAGCUAAAGGAGCUCCCUGAAAACCUGAAAUACGCUUACUUGGAGAGUAAUGAAAAACUCCCUGUUAUUAUUUCUUCUAACCUUGAUUUCGAUCAAGAAAACAAACUUUUGCAGGUUCUGAAGAAGCACAAAAAGGCAAUCGGGUGGACAUUAGCCGACCUUCCAGGAAUUAGUCCUUCCAUGUGUAUGCACAGAAUUUUACUUGAGGAUGGUGCGAAAACAAUAAGGCAGCCCCAAAGGAGGCUUAAUCCUUUGAUUCUCGAUGUCGUGAAGAAAGAGGUAACCAAACUCUUGCAAGCAGGUAUCAUUUACCCUAUCUCUGACAGUAAGUGGGUAAGCCCAGUGCAGGUUGUACCUAAGAAAUCUGGACUUACAGUUAUCAAAAAUGAAAAGAAUGAACUUGUUCCCACUAGAGGAAUUGUUCUUGGUCACAUAAUUUCUGAAAAAGGAAUUUCUGUUGACCCUGCUAAGAUUGAUGUGAUUUCUACACUACCUUACCCAUCUUGCAUUCGCGAGAUUCGCUCUUUUCUUGGUCAUGCAGGUUUUUACAGGCGUUUCAUCAAAGAUUUCAGCAAGAUAGCUCUUCCGCUGUCAAACUUGUUGAAGAAUGACGUCACUUUCCACUUCGAUGACAAAUGCAAACAGGCGUUUGACUUCUUGAAGAGAGCAUUGACCUCCGCUCCCAUAAUCCAGCCGCCUGACUGGACCCUCCCUUUUGAGCUUAUGUGUGACGCUUCGAAUUAUGCUGUUGGGGCUGUCCUUGCACAAAGAGUUAACAAGGCUGCCCAUGUUAUUUACUAUGCUUCUAGGACUUUAGACUCUGCACAGUCAAAUUACACUACCACUGAAAAAGAACUUCUAGCUAUUGUUUUUGCUCUUGAUAAAUUCAGAUCUUAUUUGCUAGGUUCCAAGGUUGUUGUUUUUACUGACCAUGCAGCUUUAAAAUAUUUGUUGAAGAAGCCGGAUGCAAAACCGAGAUUGAUUCGGUGGAUGUUGUUGCUCCAAGAGUUUAAUGUAGAGAUUAAAGACAAAACUGGAGCUGAGAACUUAGUGGCUGACCAUUUGAGCAGGAUAGAGAGAGAUGAAGAUCUUUUUCCUAUUCAGGAUGACUUUCCUGAUGAGCAGCUUUUAGUUUUACAUGGUAUUACACCUUGGUUUGCUGAUAUUGUUAAUUAUCUUGUUGCUGGUGUUUUUCCUACAGGUGCAUCUAGAUCACAGAUUCAUAAACUCAAAAGUGAUGCCAAAUAUUAUGUUUGGGAUGAUCCAUAUCUUUGGAAGUUUGGUAGUGAUCAAGUUAUUAGAAGAUGUGUCCCCGACUAUGAGAUUGAAUCCAUUUUAAAUUUCUCUCAUGCGUCUCAAGUCGGAGGACAUUUUGGCCCGCAAAGAACUGCAAGAAAAGUCCUCGACUCAGGCUUCUAUUGGCCAACUGUUUUUAAAGAUGCUUAUGAGACUUACCGCACUUGUAAAGAGUGCCAGAUAGCAGGUACGAACAUCACUCGCAAGAGUGAAAUGCCUCAGCAACCUAUGCUUUUCUGUGAGGUAUUCGAUGUAUGGGGAAUUGACUUCAUGGGUCCCUUUCCUGUAUCGUUUGGUUUCCUUUAUAUUCUGCUUGCUGUUGAUUAUGUCUCAAAGUGGGUAGAAGCUAUCCCCACUCAGACUAAUGAUUCUAGAGUUGUUGCAGAUUUUGUCAGGUCUAAUAUCUUUUGCAGGUUUGGAAUACCGCGAGCUAUCAUCAGUGACCAAGGCACUCAUUUCUGUAACCGCACCAUGGAAGCUUUGCUCCGAAAGUAUGGAGUUGUGCACAGAGUCUCUACUGCAUAUCACCCACAAACUAAUGGGCAAGCUGAGAUCUCAAACAGGGAGAUCAAACAGAUUUUAGAGAAAAUGGUGCAACCAAACAGGAAGGACUGGAGUCGUCGUCUAGAAGACGCACUUUGGGCUCAGAGAACAGCUUUCAAGACACCCAUUGGGAUGUCUCCUUAUCGACUUGUUUUUGGUAAGGCAUGUCAUCUUCCUGUUGAGAUAGAACACCGUGCCUAUUGGGCGGUGAAAAGUUGUAAUUUGGAGAUGCAACAAGCAGGUAUUGAAAGAAAACUCCAAUUACAACAGUUGGAAGAGCUUAGAUUAGAGGCUUAUGAAAGCUCUAGAAUUUAUAAAGAAAAAACUAAGCACUUCCAUGAUAAAAUGAUUUCUAGGAAAGAGUUUUCUGUGGGCCAACAGGUUUUAUUGUUUAAUUCCCGCCUUAAGCUUAUGGCUGGGAAACUUCGAUCCAAAUGGAUUGGCCCUUUCGUUGUUACUAAUGUUUUCCCUCAUGGUGCAGUAGAAAUUAAAAGUACAGGUACUGACAAAGUCUUUAAGGUUAACGGGCAGCGUCUGAAGUUAUUCUAUGGAGGUUCGGUGCCUGAAGAUGUCGGUAUAGAGGAGCUUUCUUUGGAAGCGCCUAACUACACUGCAACUUGA
Lathyrus oleraceus (garden pea) is the source of this 4737-nucleotide messenger RNA. RefSeq lists its product as uncharacterized. The record is from RefSeq and is a predicted model, not a curated record. Gene Ontology annotation, biological process: DNA integration. The coding region runs from base 1 to 4737 and encodes 1578 amino acids. Gene Ontology annotation, molecular function: nucleic acid binding. The transcript is spliced from 3 exons. NCBI's taxonomy places the organism in Eukaryota, Viridiplantae, Streptophyta, Magnoliopsida, Fabales, Fabaceae.